CGAGUCGGUCACACGCCGAGCGAGCCGCCUCGAUGGCUGCAGCGCGGCCGGCCUUCCUGCCCGGCGCGGCAACUCCAAGCACCGCCGCCUCCCCGUGAGCGCCUCCGCCGUAGCAGCCGCCGCCGCCGCCCCCUGGCCCUGCCCAAGCGAGCCGAGCCCGCUCCCAGCUGCUUGCGGUGCGGCAGGCUCGGCUGAGCUGGGCGCGGCCAUGCAAGCGCGCCGCCUGGCCAAGCGCUCCAGCCUGGGCAGCCGGCGUUUGAGCGCGGCGGGGCCCGCUCAGCCUUUGCCGGAUCCGGGCGCCCGCGGCUUGCAGAAGCCCGAGGGCUCUUGGAGGCCGCCCCGGCGGGAGGGCUCGGCGGCCGCCCUCGAGGAAGAGGAGGAGGAGGAGGACGUGGUGGUCGACGUGGAGGAAGAGGACGACGCCGACGAGGCAGAGCCGGGCGUGGGGACCCCUCCGUUGGAACUGACCGGCCUGGGCAAGGGCCACGCGGCCGCCCGGGGAAGCCUCAAGGCAGGCAGCAUCAAGCGUGAAAUGACUUUCACAGCAUUCCAGCAGGAGGACGUAAAAAGUGGCCUGAAUCAAAAACUGUCAGACCAACAUUUUUUUCUGCUGGGUAUGAAGGAGGAGGAUUCCAAAACAGCAGAGACCAAAAAGCCUGGCAGAAUCCAUGAGCAUGAGAAAGAAAGCACGCGUUCAGUCUGCCUUCUUGAACAAAAACGCAAAGUUGUAUCUUCAAACAUCGAUGUGCCUCCUGCAAGAAAAUCAUCAGAAGAACUGGAUAUGGAUAAAGUGACAGCAGCUAUGGUAUUAACGAGUUUAUCUACCAGUCCUUUGGUUCGCAGCCCUCCUGUCCGACCUAAUGAAUCCUUAAAUGGCUCUUGGAAAGAAGGAGGAUUUGUGCCUUCGAGUACUAGCAGCAGCGGCUACUGGAGCUGGAACGCUCCCAGUGACCAAUCCAAUCCAUCCACCCCGUCUCCACCUCUGUCUGCCGACAGCUUCAAACCCUUUCGAUUGCCCUUUCAAACUGAUGAUGGCAUUGAUGAAGCUGAAAGUAGCAGUCUCCUCUUUGAUGAGCCCAUUCCGAGAAAAAGGAAGAAUUCCAUGAAGGUGAUGUUCAAAUGCCUUUGGAAAAAUUGUGGAAAGGUACUUGGCACAGCUGUUGGUAUUCAAAAACACAUCCGGACCAUCCACCUUGGGCGAGUAGGAGAAUCUGACUACAGUGAUGGAGAGGAAGAUUUUUACUACACAGAGAUACGUCUAAACACUGACUCAGUGGCUGAUGGAUUAAGUAGUCUGUCUCCCGUCUCCCCAUCUCUAGCGUCUCCUCCUUCUUUUCCAACCCAAGAUGCAAGCAAAAGUGAAUUGUCUUGUGCCAAAAUGGACACUAAAGGGAUGACACCUCUGAGUCGUUCAGCUCCCACAAAUCUCUACCUCGUUCACACGGACCAUGCUUAUCAGGCGACACCUCCAGUGAACAUUCCAGGAUCCACCAAGUUCACACCCAAUGGAAAUAGCUUUAGCAUCUCUUGGCAGUCACCCCCAGUUACCUUUACUGGUGUUCCAGUUUCCCCAACUCAUGCACGUCCUACAGCUAGCGGAGAGCAAAAGCAACAGAUCCAGACCAUUUUGUCAUCACCACCUAGAGCAUCAGUAGGCCUGAGGAAACCAAGAGGAGAAGGCAAGAAAUGUCGCAAAGUAUAUGGGAUGGAGAACAGAGAUAUGUGGUGCACCGCUUGCCGCUGGAAGAAGGCAUGCCAGAGGUUCAUUGACUGAAGCAAGGAAAUGCGGAAGAUGCGGAAGAU
Sphaerodactylus townsendi is the source of this 1803-nucleotide messenger RNA. RefSeq names its product zinc finger protein 704 (gene ZNF704). Gene Ontology annotation, cellular component: nucleus. Gene Ontology annotation, biological process: regulation of transcription by RNA polymerase II. Lineage: Eukaryota; Metazoa; Chordata; Lepidosauria; Squamata; Sphaerodactylidae. Bases 209 to 1774 code for a protein of 521 amino acids. Gene Ontology annotation, molecular function: RNA polymerase II cis-regulatory region sequence-specific DNA binding; DNA-binding transcription factor activity. The transcript is spliced from 9 exons. The record is from RefSeq and is a predicted model, not a curated record.